This is a messenger RNA of Gekko japonicus, 880 nucleotides long. RefSeq names its product fucosyltransferase 11 (alpha (1,3) fucosyltransferase) (gene POFUT4). Gene Ontology annotation, cellular component: membrane. Gene Ontology annotation, molecular function: alpha-(1->3)-fucosyltransferase activity. NCBI's taxonomy places the organism in Eukaryota, Metazoa, Chordata, Lepidosauria, Squamata, Gekkonidae. The record is from RefSeq and is a predicted model, not a curated record. The transcript has 2 exons.
AUGCUAGGAAGCGAAAAGCCGAGUUCUUAUUCUUGUAUUCACAAUGGGACAAAAGCCAAUGAUUCUGAAUUAUUGCUAUUGUAGGUGGACUCCUAUGGUGAGUGCCUGAACAACCGAGAGCUUCCCAGUAUGAGGCUGAGGGAUACUUCUACAGCAACCACAGAAGAUCCUGAAUUCAUGGCUUUUAUCUCCAACUACAAGUUUCACUUGGCCAUGGAGAAUGCCAUAUGCCAUGACUAUAUGACGGAGAAACUUUGGCGGCCGAUGCACGUCGGAGCUGUCCCUGUGUAUCGAGGCUCGCCGUCCGUACGAGACUGGAUGCCCAAUAAUCAUUCCAUCAUUCUCAUUGAUGACUUUGGGAGCCCCAAAGAACUAGCAGAAUAUCUCAACUUCCUGGACAGGAACCCAGAUGAGUACAAGAAGUACCUAGAAUAUAAGAAUCCCGGUGGCAUUACGAACCAGUUCUUACUGGAGAACCUGGAGAGACGUGAAUGGGGAGUGAAUGACAUGACUCGGCCUAAUUACCUGAAUGGAUUUGAGUGUUUUGUCUGCGAGAGAGAGCAUGAGAGACUUGAGGCAGAGAGGGAACACAAGAGGACCGGUGGGAAGGUGCCGCCUCCGGAACCUCACAUUGCCCAGUUCACGCACAUGGGAUGCCCUCCACCAGCACCUGGAUAUGGGAACAUCGAGGACAUUCCUGCAGGAGACAGCUGGAAAGAGAUGUGGCUGCAGGAUUACUGGCAGAGCUUGGAUCAAGGUGAGGCCCUCUCGGCUAUGAUCCGUCACAACGAGACGCAUCAGGGGAGAUUUUGGGAUUAUAUGCACAAAGUCUUCUUGAAGAGAACCCGGCAAAAUUGACAGUUGCGUACACAGCUUUUUU